Anneissia japonica is the source of this 771-nucleotide messenger RNA. RefSeq lists its product as uncharacterized. The transcript is spliced from 4 exons. Lineage: Eukaryota; Metazoa; Echinodermata; Crinoidea; Comatulida; Comatulidae. Bases 244 to 564 code for a protein of 106 amino acids. The record is from RefSeq and is a predicted model, not a curated record.
AUUGCCAUUGAACACGACAGAGUUUUGGAAGAAAUGGAGGUAGCUAGAGGAAGAAAAGGAAAAUGAGAAGGAAGAAAAUGCGACUAAAGGGAUGACAAAGCAGGAGAUAAAAGAAAUUUUUAAGGAAGCAAUGAACGAAACCAUCUCGGAGUUGAAGUCCAAUAUAGACCUGAAGUUUCGGGAGCUGAUUAGUUCGAUGGAUGUGGUGGUACCGGCACCCCAACAGCAACAACUAGCAGCACAAUGCUUAGCACAAUUGACAACAAUACUAUAUCGUAUGAGCUUCCAGGAAUUGUGAAGAGGAGGGCGGACAGAAUCGAGAGCGUGAACAAGUGUAUCCGGUUUUUAGGGAAUGUCCUUUUCUCUAAGGAGGAAUUCCUAAACUCAACAAUUUCCGGUACAAAUGCACAAGGCGAAAUAGUGAAUAAAUUAGACGAAAAGAAACUUGAAGCAACUGAAGACUACAUUGCAAGAAGGUUUACGCAAUUUGGUGGGGUAGCCAAGAUUCGAGAAAUUGUUGGGAAGCGAUGCAGGGAGAUUCAGCGCCUAGCUAGGGAAAAGUAACUUAGUAAAAUAAGUAUAAUAUAGUAUCUAAAUUAAAUAAAAAUAAUAUAAAGUAUAACCAUAUAUAUAGUCUGUUACUGUAAUUCCUGGCCCCGAAACCUAGACUCAGAAAUACCGGGUUGGUGUCCGGCGGGGGAUAGUUUUCACCAUAGUUUAAGAUUUACUUUAAAUACAGUUAUAUUAAAUAAAUAUUCGUUGUAAGUUACA